This is a messenger RNA of Mucor mucedo, 966 nucleotides long. RefSeq lists its product as uncharacterized. Bases 1 to 966 code for a protein of 321 amino acids. The record is from RefSeq and is a predicted model, not a curated record. NCBI's taxonomy places the organism in Eukaryota, Fungi, Mucoromycota, Mucoromycetes, Mucorales, Mucoraceae. The transcript has 2 exons.
AUGCGCAAGCUUCGUAUUCUUUGUCGUGAAAGCCGUGGUCUUGGUUUGAAGCGUCUCGAAGAAAUGGGUGCUGAAAUUCAAGAAGUCAAUUACAAGGAAGAAAAGAAGCUCGGUGAAGCUUUGCGCAAUGUUCAUAGUGUCAUUCUUAUCCCCGAGAACUCUUCUGAUCGUCUCAAGGAAGCCGAGAACUUGAUCAAGGCUGCUAAGCAACAAGAAGUUGAGCAUUUCGGCUUGAUGUCCAUUGUCGGUGUUGAUCGUGUUCACCAAAAUGAAGAUGCCAAUUCUAACGAGUUCCGUAACUUGAAGGAGUAUCAUCAAAUCGAAAAGAAGGUCAAGGAAACCUUUGGUGGUGAUAAGCAUUGUAUCUGUCGUCAUCAAAUCUUUAACCAAGUCUACUACUUUUUGGCUCCUCAAAUUGAAGGCGAGAACAAGUUCCCUGUUCCUGUCAAGAAGGACUGUAAGUGGGGUUCAGUCAACAUGAUUGAUGUCGUUGAAGCUGUUUACCGUUUGGCCCGCAAGCAACAUCAGCAACAACGUAACGGUAAGGAUGUUGAUACCUUCUACCACAAGAAUGUCUAUGAUUUCACCAUGCCUCGUACUUUGAAUGGUCAAGAUAUGGCUCGUGAAGUUGGUCAAGGUUUGGGUCGUGAAGAUCUUCAAUUUGAACAAGUCUCUGAUCAAGAUUUCAAGAAGCAACUUGAGCGCAUGAGAGAGGACCGUCGUUUCAAAGACCGCACUGAUAAUAACGGUAAGAUCGAAGAAGGUCGUGACGGUUGGUGGUCUGUUCCUAUCGGCAAGUUCCUUAACGAACAAAACAUUGAAACCAUGAUGGAGUUCUGGAGAUUGGCUAACAAGGGUCAACAAGAUAACAGCUCCGAUGAUCUCAAAAAGAUUUUGGAACGUCAUCCUCAAGGCCUCAAGGAGUAUUUCAAGACCAACCGUGAGCAAUUCAAGCAAUUCAAGUAA